Cyprinodon variegatus (sheepshead minnow) is the source of this 2983-nucleotide messenger RNA. RefSeq names its product calcium/calmodulin-dependent protein kinase type II subunit beta (gene camk2b1). The transcript has 25 exons. Gene Ontology annotation, biological process: protein phosphorylation. The record is from RefSeq and is a predicted model, not a curated record. Bases 254 to 2326 code for a protein of 690 amino acids. Gene Ontology annotation, molecular function: calcium/calmodulin-dependent protein kinase activity; calmodulin binding; ATP binding. Gene Ontology annotation, cellular component: neuron projection; cytoplasm. Lineage: Eukaryota; Metazoa; Chordata; Actinopteri; Cyprinodontiformes; Cyprinodontidae.
GUCAGAGAAACACCCUCACUGCCAGCUUCGCCUUUCUCUAUCAUACCCCUCCGACUCUCGGCGCCUCUCUAAAGGCUUUCCCACCGCUCCAACGGCCGGCUAGCUGCUGGGCGGAGCCGCGUUGUUAUUCUUUCCUUUUUUUUUUUAUACACUAUUUUUUUUUUUUUUUUUUGCCCGAACUAACAUUUAAUUCUUUCGGAGUUGAUUCGGGAGUAAAGAAGCAAGCGAGAGAGAGAGAGGACAGGGGAGAGCCAUGGCCACAACAACCUGUACGCGAUUCACGGACGAAUACCAGCUGUACGAGGAGCUGGGGAAGGGUGCAUUUUCAGUGGUGCGCAGAUGUGUCAAGCUGUCAACAGGGCAGGAGUAUGCUGCCAAAAUAAUCAAUACCAAAAAGUUAUCUGCAAGAGAUCACCAGAAGCUGGAGCGAGAGGCUCGGAUCUGUCGCCUUCUGAAACAUCCCAACAUCGUUCGUCUUCAUGACAGUAUAUCAGAGGAGGGCUUCCACUACCUCCUUUUUGACUUGGUGACCGGAGGUGAACUGUUUGAGGACAUUGUUGCCAGAGAGUAUUACAGCGAGGCAGACGCCAGUCAUUGCAUCCAGCAGAUCCUGGAGGCGGUGCUUCACUGCCAUCAAAUGGGUGUGGUGCACCGGGACCUGAAGCCAGAAAACCUGCUCCUUGCAAGCAAGUGUAAGAAUGCUGCCGUGAAGCUUGCUGACUUUGGCCUGGCCAUUGAGGUGCAAGGGGAUCAGCAGGCCUGGUUUGGCUUUGCAGGAACACCGGGAUACCUGUCCCCUGAGGUAUUGAGGAAGGAGGCAUAUGGCAAACCUGUGGACAUCUGGGCCUGCGGGGUGAUCCUCUACAUCCUGCUGGUGGGUUACCCUCCUUUCUGGGAUGAGGACCAGCACAAGCUGUACCAACAGAUCAAGGCUGGGGCUUAUGAUUUUCCAUCCCCAGAGUGGGACACAGUCACUCCAGAGGCAAAAAACCUGAUCAACCAGAUGCUUACAAUCAAUCCAGCCAAGAGGAUCACUGCCCAGGAGGCCCUUAAGCACCCAUGGGUCUGCCAACGAUCCACAGUGGCAUCUAUGAUGCACAGACAGGAGACUGUGGAGUGCCUGAAGAAAUUCAAUGCCAGGAGGAAACUCAAGGGGGCGAUUCUUACGACCAUGCUGGUUUCUCGAAAUUUUUCAGUUGGCAGCAGGCAGACCACGGCUCCAGCCUCUGUGACCGCGGCUGCGGCAGCUGCGGCUGCAGCCGCCGGCACCACCGCAGGGCUGGUGGAACAAGCAAAGACCUUGCUCAACAAAAAGGCUGAUGUUAAGAAACGCAAGUCCAGCUCGACUGUGCAGUACAUGCCCCAGACAAACAGCACCAAAAACAGCAUAGUCACCAGUCCCAAAGGAAACAUCCCUUCACCUGCUCUGGAACCUCAGACAACUGUCAUCCAUAAUCCGGUGGACGGGACAAAGGAAUCAUCAGAUAGCAGCAACACCACUGUGGAAGAUGAGGAUGUGAAAGGAAAGAGCUUAGACAACAGCUCACUUAAGGCGCAGUCCAGCACAAGUUCCCAGCCUGAUAGCACUCAGGGCUCCUCAGCAGCUGUGCACUCUGCUGCGAAGUUCGCUGACCUGCUGGGCUCUGUGCGUAGGGGCUCAGGGCCCAUUACCGACGGAGAAGGUAGAUCCAGCACUCCGCCUCCCGCUGCCCUCUCUGCCCCCUCCCCUCCACACACCCCCGCUGUCCCAAUGCAGAUGUCUCGGCUCACAGACUUGGUUAGCAGUGUUCGCAGGGCGCCGCCGCCCGCUGCACCUGAAGGCGACAUGGCUCCCAGCACCAAGCCAGCCCCUCCACCUUCACACACCACUCCUCCACCUCCCCCUCACCACCCCUCCAGUCCUUCCUUAUCAUCCUCCCAGACACGCAAACAAGAAAUCAUCAAGAUCACUGAACAGCUGAUUGAGGCCAUCAACAAUGGAGACUUUGAUGCAUACGCUAAGAUCUGCGAUCCUGGACUUACUUCGUUUGAACCCGAGGCUUUGGGAAACCUAGUGGAGGGGAUGGAUUUCCACAGAUUCUACUUUGAGAAUCUUUUGGCUAAGAACAACAAGCCCAUCCAUACUACCAUCCUGAACCCCCACGUCCACCUGAUAGGGGAGGACGCCGCCUGCAUCGCGUAUAUCCGGUUGACUCAGUUUGUUGACAACCAGGGCCGGCCGCGCUCCAGCCAGUCGGAGGAGACUCGUGUCUGGCAUCGUAGAGACAGCAAGUGGCAGAACAUCCACUUCCACUGCUCAGGCGCGCCAGCUGCGCCUCUCCAGUGAGUUGUGUCUGUCAGGAACGGUCUGCUAGAGAGAGGAGGAGGAGGAAGGGAUGAAGGAACACAUCCAGUGUUGAUUUGGAGGACAUGGCUCAUCACGCCUCAACAAAACAAUCCCUCUCUCACUGGACUCCAUCCCCCAGCAUGCACCUCUACUUCAACAUCUAUGACCCCGCCUCUGUCAGCAUCCACAAAGUGAGCCUCUGACAUCAUCCGACACCGGCUUCACAUCGCUCAGCAUCUCUACUCCUCUAGCCUUCCUCGUCUUCAUCUUCCUCUCUCCGGCUCACUGGGUGUUUGAUUCGGUGUGACUCCUCUUUCGUGUGGUUUCUUUCCCACUCCCACAAUAUUUUUUGUGACACCAUCCCUCUUGUCCUCCUUUGAAUCUUCACCUGUGUGACAUAAACACUGCACUGGAAAUACAGUAUGUAAAGUUUUAAGUCAAAUCUAUAAUUAUCAUUACUAUAUUAUGAUUAUUAUUGUUACACAUUUGCAACUGUAUAUGUAAUUUGUAUAACUCAGAUUUCUUGAUGCCAGUGGUUUUUAGAGUUAAAGGACUUUUUCUUUUGUUUUAUCUUUUUAAGUAAGCAUGUUUUAUCUCCCAUAAUAACAGUGGCUGUUUUUGUUUUACUGUGGCUGUUCUGUUGAAAAGGGUUAUUGG